AUGUAUCAAACCGCAUGGAAGGCUAGUCUUCGACAAGGAAGUCGAAUCGUUGAGGUUGUCCUUCGUCGUGCUCGUCUUUCUGAUAGUUGGGGAUUUCAUGUUCAAGAUGAAGGUGUUGUGACAGAUGUGGAAAUGUAUCAAACCGCAUGGAAGGCUAGCCUUCGACAAGGAAGUCGAAUUGUUGAGGUCGGUGACUUCCCGUACGACAUGCCCUUACCCAUUUCUGAUAUGAAGAUUGAAACGUUUACGGUUGCAACGUUAUCUUUUGACAAAAUCAAUGAGAUAUUGUCUGAGCGUGAUACGGUACGGCUGCUGCUCAUCUCACCAGCUAAUGAUGGAUCUCCUAGAAGAGGGUGUGAAGACCCGCACUGCCCAGCUGUUAAAGGUGUAGAGCAAAUGCUGACUCCGGAUGCUUUUGCCAGGCAACCCAUAAGCUAUCAGGAAAUGUUCCGUAUGCGUAAUCGUGAAUAUGGGAGUUCACCGGGAAAUAGUCCUGCUGGAUCGCUUGAGGAUCGUUCAUUCAAUUUCACAGUGAAACGAACGGAUGGAGCAAGAGCCAAUAGCACAUGCGCUUCUGGAUGUCCGCCAAACACUCCUACAACGGUGAUGAAUCGUCAAACGAGCUCUGUGCAUGAUCAUAUGUGUUUAAUGCUGAAUGCGCCUAAAACUCUAUGUCGUGCGCAAUCUGAUGAGCAUCUUCGUUCGCCUAUACCCGAAGAAAAUCGAAAGUGUUGA
Messenger RNA from Strongylus vulgaris, 735 nucleotides. The record is from the annotation of a GenBank genome assembly. Lineage: Eukaryota; Metazoa; Nematoda; Chromadorea; Rhabditida; Strongylidae.